GUCGUUCCUAAGUUGACGUGUUACUUGUGAAACCUUGAAAAUGAACUCCCAGCAAGCUCUGUUUGUUGUCUCGUUCCUUUCGACGCUCUCUAUCCUUGUAUUUAGCUUUCAUUGGCUGCGAGAAAGGCUCAGAGAAGCUGGUUACGACGUCUCUCGUCUUAUACUUAUUGGAUUAGAACCAAAACUCGAUACUACCCAGUUCUCUGACGAUACCAGCAGGACUCAAAUGGCGUUCGGAAUCGACAGUUCGUACACACAAGUGAUCGCUUUGGCACUGGCCGUGGCCAGCAGCGCGUUCAUCUUUGUUAAAUUCGGGUCUUCGUCCAAACGGAAGCCGGUACUGAACCCCCAAGUUUGGCAAGAGUUCUCACUCAAGGAAAAGAUCGUGAUAUCGCCCAAUACCGCCAUCUACCGAUUUGCCCUGCCUCACCCGCAGGAUGUCCUUGGCCUGCCCAUUGGACAGCAUAUUUCGGUUUCGGCAGAGAUUAACGGAAAGGAUGUCAUGCGUAGCUAUACCCCGACCAGCAGCGACGACAACCUCGGCCACUUCGACCUUCUGAUCAAGGCAUAUGAAAAGGGCAACAUUUCGCGCUACGUCUCUCUUCUUAAGAUUGGCGACAAGGUCCGCAUUCGUGGCCCGAAGGGCGCCUUUAAGUAUACCCCCACGCUUUCUCGCGAGAUCGGUAUGAUUGCGGGUGGUACCGGUAUUACCCCCAUGCUACAGAUCAUCCGUGCUGCCUUGAAGAACCCCGAAGACACGACGAAGCUCAGCCUCAUCUACGCCAACGUUAACUUUGAGGACAUUCUUCUGAAGAAGGAACUUGAUGCUCUCGCUGCGGCCCAUUCCAACCGUUUCCAGGUUUACUAUGUACUCAACAAUCCUCCGCAAGGCUGGACUGGUGGCACGGGUUUUGUAUCCAAGGACCAGAUCGAAAAACACAUGCCUUCGUCAAAUCAUGAUAUCAAGGUUCUCAUGUGCGGUCCACCACCGAUGAUAGCUGCUAUGAAAAAACAUCUUGCGGAGCUCAAUUACGAUGCUCCUCGCACAAUCAGCAAACUGGAGGACCAGAUUUUUGCUUUUUAGAUAAAAUUGAGUUUGCCUUGAGUGAAUUUGGCAAUGUAAUCAGAUUCAUAGAGUUGGGCUUUGGUUUGAUACCUACCGGGACGUGAAUUGAAGCGCGGUUUAGGAGCAAACACCUCGUCGAGCUGCAAGUGUAGUGGCGGAAGGCACAGACCGUCGAUCAUUGAUUCAAUGCCUAAACCACACGACAUCAUGCUUUUUUUAUGCCUAUAUGAGCUCAGGUAGCUAUAGGCGAAGUAUCUUGCAGUAAAAAGUUGGGUUCAAGUUGGUUG
Molecule: messenger RNA, 1353 nt
Organism: Suillus clintonianus
Lineage: Eukaryota; Fungi; Basidiomycota; Agaricomycetes; Boletales; Suillaceae
Product: NADH-cytochrome b5 reductase
Exons: 7
Coding region: 41-1084 (347 amino acids)
Molecular function (GO): oxidoreductase activity
Source: RefSeq, a predicted model, not a curated record